This is a messenger RNA of Synchytrium microbalum, 579 nucleotides long. RefSeq lists its product as uncharacterized. Bases 1 to 579 code for a protein of 192 amino acids. The transcript has 6 exons. The record is from RefSeq and is a predicted model, not a curated record. NCBI's taxonomy places the organism in Eukaryota, Fungi, Chytridiomycota, Chytridiomycetes, Synchytriales, Synchytriaceae.
AUGUCUCCACCACCAUUAAACAACGACACAACCAGAAGCAUCACCAUCUUACAGCAAGAGCCACUCACGGAACUUGGCAACCUGCGUUGGUUGAAUCCAAAUGUCGCUGCUCGAGUCCAAAACCAACAACCUACCUCAACAAAUGCAGCCAGAGCUUUGUUUCGCAUCACUUCAAUAGCUGCCUCAUCGCCCCACAAUCCCUCGAAUUCUGCAACAACUCGACAAUCUUCUGCCUUUUCGCCUCUCGAACGUGAAGCCCUCAUCAGGAUUCAACACGCCUCGCAAUUGCAAGAAUCGGCUACUCAAUUGCAUCUACAAAGACCUCCAGAACGGAGAAGCAGUUUGGCAACUAGUGGGAAUGCUCCAUCGAACGUUCGGCCGGCUUUCAGAAGUAAAUCAGAGUGCAACUGGUUUGUGAGGACUACACUACUAGAAACUGCCAUUGUAGAAUACGAGAUGUUGCAUGCUUGCAGUGGUUAUCAUGUCACUCAGCCCUGCUCAUCAUGCUUGACUGCAUGUAACAAUGGACAUUUCUGGAUGUUUUUGUUGUCUAUUGGAUUGUGUCUUCCAGAACUCUGA